Etheostoma spectabile (orangethroat darter) is the source of this 1775-nucleotide messenger RNA. RefSeq names its product neuropeptide Y receptor Y8a (gene npy8ar). The record is from RefSeq and is a predicted model, not a curated record. Gene Ontology annotation, biological process: G protein-coupled receptor signaling pathway. Gene Ontology annotation, molecular function: neuropeptide Y receptor activity; neuropeptide binding. Gene Ontology annotation, cellular component: neuron projection; plasma membrane. Bases 225 to 1376 code for a protein of 383 amino acids. NCBI's taxonomy places the organism in Eukaryota, Metazoa, Chordata, Actinopteri, Perciformes, Percidae. The transcript is spliced from 6 exons.
CACACACUAACUCAUCCGUCUCCGUGCAGAGCGGAGCAGUCAGCACCAUCACCAGACACAUGCAGCACCGUCUCUGGACGCAGACUCAGCCCGGACAGGGAAACGCUGACGCCGAGCUGAUCCACCGGGAUGCCGACAGCGAAUGACAAAGAGGAGAACAUCUAUAUUUGAAUCCUCUCCUCAGUUACAAGCUCUCAUCUGCAGCUUAAGCUGGAUUCCCUGCCAUGUCCAACGACAGCAGCGCCCUCGGUGUCUUGGAGCCGUCUGAUUGGGCGACCACCUCCCAGUGCCCGCCCUCGGUGGGCGGCGCAACGUUCCUGAUCGUGGCGUACAGCGCUGUGAUCGCAAUCGGCUUGCUAGGCAACGCUGGCCUGGUGUUCAUCAUCGCCCGGCAACAGGAGCUGCGCAACGUCACCAACAUCCUGAUCGCCAACCUGUCGUGCUCGGACAUCCUCAUGUGCGUCGUGUGUCUCCCCGUCACCGUCAUCUACACGCUGAUGGACCGCUGGGUCCUCGGGGAGGCCCUGUGCAAGGUGACUCCCUUCAUCCAGUGCAUGUCCGUGACCGUGUCCGUCUUCUCUCUGGUGCUGAUCGCUCUGGAGCGCCACCAGCUGAUCCUCCACCCCACCGGCUGGUCCCCGGCAGCCGGACACUCGUACCUGGCCGUCGGGCUGACGUGGCUGGUCGCCUGCUUCAUCUCGCUGCCCUUCCUCUCCUUCAACAUCCUCACCAACGACCCCUUCCAGAACAUCAGCUUGCCCGCAAACCCCUUCAGGGACCAUCUGAUCUGCAUGGAGCUGUGGCCGUCAGAUAAGCAUCGUCUGGCCUACACCACCUCGCUGCUGCUCUUCCAGUACUGCCUGCCUCUGCUGCUGGUGCUCCUCUGCUACCUCCGCAUCUUCCUCCGCCUCAGGCGACGCAGGGACAUGCUGGAGCGCAGCCGGAGGACUCAGGGCGCCCAGAGGAUCAACACCAUGCUGGUGGCCAUCGUCGUAGCCUUCGCUCUGUGCUGGCUGCCGCUCAACGUCUUCAACACGCUGUUCGACUGGCACCACCAGGCGCUGCCCGACUGCCAGCACGACGCCGUCUUCUCCGCCUGCCACCUCAUGGCGAUGGCCUCCACCUGCAUCAACCCCGUGGUGUACGGCUUCCUCAACAGCAACUUCCAGAGGGAGCUGAAGCUAACGGUGCAGCGGUGCCAGUGUGGCCACCGCGCGGCCGAGAGCUACGAGAGCUUCCCGCUGUCCACCGUGGGCAGCGAAGGCAUCACGAAGGCCACCUCGCUCAACAGGAUGGGAUCGGUGUGCACUCCCUCGCCCCGACCGGAGAUCAGCUCAACAUUGCCUGCCAAAACAAUACCAGCUAACACCUGUUAGCACCUGUUUUCUGACAUUUGUCUGGCAGGCACAUGGCUUGCGAGUGGCUGACACCUUUGAGUUGAACAGUACUUUGACUUUACUUUCCAUAACUUUCCUGCCAGAGUAAAGCAGCUUUGAUUGCUUCGGGCUGGCUGUUCAGGGCAGGAAAGAAUGAAGAUGGAGGUCAGCUGACGCAGCUUCAAGUCCAAAAAACCAGAAGCACAAUCUUGUAAAUUGAUGUUAAUGGAUGUAUAAUAAGACCUGGAUACAGCGUUUGAGGCAGAGCCCUGUUUGUUACAAUGAAUGACCAACACAAACACACCUGUUUCCUGGUGAAAGUCUUGUGUUUUCUCCUUAACUUCUCCAGGACAUGAACACCUGUUUCCUGGUGAAAGUCUUGUGUUUUCUCCUAACUUC